AUGUCAAUUAAUAUAAAGAAUAAUUCUGAGGAGUUGAAAGUUGAGAAUGGAUUAUUUAUUCAUUCUUCAUGCCCUUCAUCGAAUAGUGGAAAUGGUCAAGAUUUAUUAUUAAAUGUUGGAAGUUUACAAAAGCCAGAUUUAGAAUAUCUUGGCCAAUUAAUUAAAGACAAAAAGCAGCUCUCAGCAUUUCCAAAUGUUUUUUCUCACGUCGAAAAACUUUUGGACGAAGAAAUUAAUCGUGUUAGAAUUGCAAUAUUUCAAUGUGAAUUUAGUCACGAGCCUUUACAAUUACCUGAAGCUAUAGGAGAAAUAAGUACUCAUCAAGAGAAAUUAUAUGUUCCAAUAAAGCAAUAUCCAGAUUAUAAUUUUGUUGGACGUAUUCUUGGACCUAGAGGAAUGACAGCAAAACAAUUAGAAACAGAGACUGGAUGUAAAAUAAUGGUUAGAGGAAAGGGUUCAAUGAGAGAUAAAAAGAAGGAAGAUUUAAAUAAAGGAAAACCAAAUUGGGAACAUUUAAAUGAAGAUUUACAUGUUAUAAUACAAUGUGAAGAUACAGAAAAUAGAGCAAAAAUUAAAAUGUCUAGAGCAAUUGAAGAAGUAAAUAAAUUAUUAAUUCCACAACCUGAAGGUGAAGAUGAUCUUAAAAGAAAACAAUUAAUGGAAUUAGCUAUAAUAAAUGGAACAUUUAGAAAUGGGGGAAUAAUGCCUACAACACCUACAGCAACAAAUAAAAAUAAUAAUUCUUUAAUUCCUUUAGAUCAACGUUUAUUAAUUAAUUCAUUAAAUAAUUCUUCAAAUUCUUUGGGAUUAGCUGGUGUUCCUUUAAUGAUUGCAGCACCUUCCCCUUCACAAUUAAUUAAAGGAUUACCUCCUCCCCCACCUCAACAACAACCAAAUACAAACAAUAAUUUAUUAAAUAAUCAAUUAGCAAAUGCUUCAAUUGCUCAAACAUUAUUACAACUUGGAGGAAUUUCAAAUAAUAUUUUAAAUACUCCAGGUCCAUAUGGAUUAGCUUUACCACAACAAAAUAAUGGAAAUUCUUCUUCUUUAGAUUUUUUUGGAACAAAUCAAUAUCAACAACAACAAGACCAACAACUUUCAUUAUUACUUCAACAUCAACAAAUGGCUUUACUUCAACAACAACAAAAUAAUGGAGGAAUUUCUUUUGGAGAAUAUACAAAUAAUUUUGGGGGAACAGAUUCUGCCGGCGCAGUACUUUCUGGACAACGACGUUUUGUUGGACAUAGUCGUGAUGCUGCAUUUCCGUAUGGGAAAUGA
Meloidogyne enterolobii is the source of this 1278-nucleotide messenger RNA. Lineage: Eukaryota; Metazoa; Nematoda; Chromadorea; Rhabditida; Meloidogynidae. The record is from the annotation of a GenBank genome assembly.